CGUCUCUUUCUCUCUCUUUCUCUCUCACACAAAAUCUCAGAGAAGAAAAAUCGUUGUCAGGUCGGAGAAAUGAGUGGUCACGAUUCGAAAUACUUCUCGACAACGAAGAAGGGAGAGAUCCCUGAGCUCAAGGAAGAGCUUAAUUCCCAGUAUAAGGAUAAGAGAAAAGAUGCAGUUAAGAAGGUUAUUGCGGCGAUGACUGUUGGAAAGGAUGUUUCAUCACUUUUCACUGAUGUAGUCAAUUGUAUGCAAACGGAAAAUUUGGAGUUGAAGAAGCUUGUUUACUUGUAUCUCAUAAAUUAUGCGAAAAGUCAGCCAGAUCUUGCUAUUCUUGCAGUAAAUACUUUUGUAAAGGAUUCACAGGAUCCAAAUCCACUGAUUCGAGCUUUGGCUGUCCGGACAAUGGGAUGCAUUCGUGUUGAUAAAAUCACAGAAUAUCUAUGUGAUCCUCUUCAAAAGUGCCUAAAGGAUGAUGAUCCAUAUGUCCGGAAGACAGCAGCUAUUUGUGUUGCUAAGCUUUUUGACAUAAAUGCUGAAUUGGUUGAGGAUAGGGGUUUCCUUGAAGCCUUGAAAGAUUUGAUAUCAGACAACAAUCCGAUGGUUGUUGCCAAUGCUGUAGCAGCCCUUGCAGAGAUUCAAGAGAAUAGUACUAGCCCCAUAUUUGAGAUCAAUAGUACAACCCUUACAAAGCUCCUUACCGCUCUAAAUGAAUGCACUGAGUGGGGUCAAGUUUUUAUAUUAGACGCUUUAUCGAGGUAUAAAGCAGCUGAUCCCCGUGAAGCUGAAAAUAUUGUGGAGAGAGUCACACCAAGGUUGCAACAUGCCAACUGUGCUGUUGUGCUUUCAGCUGUUAAGAUGAUCCUUCAACAAAUGGAACUUAUCACUAGUACAGACGUGAUUCGAAAUCUUUGCAAGAAGAUGGCUCCACCCCUUGUUACAUUGCUUUCUGCCGAACCUGAGAUACAAUAUGUUGCACUUCGUAACAUUAAUCUUAUUGUGCAAAAAAGACCCACUAUCCUUGCCCAUGAAAUUAAGGUUUUCUUCUGCAAGUAUAACGACCCAAUUUAUGUUAAGAUGGAGAAGUUGGAGAUUAUGAUUAAACUUGCCUCAGACAGAAACAUAGACCAGGUUCUUCUGGAAUUCAAAGAGUAUGCCACGGAAGUAGACGUUGAUUUUGUUAGAAAGGCUGUUCGCGCGAUAGGCCGAUGUGCUAUCAAACUAGAGAGAGCAGCUGAACGGUGCAUCAGUGUUUUGCUCGAGUUGAUCAAGAUCAAAGUAAAUUAUGUUGUCCAGGAGGCCAUCAUUGUCAUCAAAGAUAUCUUCAGAAGAUAUCCAAACACGUAUGAGUCCAUAAUUGCAACACUCUGUGAGAGUUUAGACACUUUGGAUGAACCAGAAGCUAAGGCAUCUAUGAUAUGGAUCAUUGGUGAAUAUGCUGAAAGAAUUGACAAUGCGGAUGAGCUUCUUGAAAGCUUCCUGGAGAGUUUUCCUGAGGAACCAGCACAGGUCCAGUUGCAGCUUCUAACUGCCACUGUUAAGCUAUUCCUGAAGAAGCCAACUGAAGGCCCUCAACAAAUGAUUCAGGUUGUCUUGAAUAACGCUACUGUGGAGACGGAUAAUCCUGAUCUCAGAGAUCGUGCAUACAUAUACUGGCGUCUUUUAUCUACUGAUCCGGAGGCCGCUAAGGAUGUUGUUUUAGCUGAAAAGCCCGUGAUUACUGACGACUCAAACCAGCUAGACCCAUCACUUCUUGAUGAGCUGCUUACAAAUAUUUCGACCUUGUCCUCUGUCUACCACAAACCCCCAGAAGCUUUUGUUACCCGCUUGAAAACCACAGUUCAGAAAACAGAAGACGAGGACUUUGCAGAAGGAAGCGAAGCAGGAUACUCGUCUAGUAAUCCGGUUGAUAGUGCAGCUUCCCCUCCAGCCACCACAGGUAAUAUCCCACAGCCUGGCGGAAGACAACCAGCAGCAGCGGUCCCAGCUCCUGUACCUGAUCUGCUAGGUGACCUCAUGGGAUUGGAUAAUACCGCUAUUGUUCCGGUUGAUGAACCCAUAACUCCAUCUGGUCCUCCUUUGCCCGUUGUCGUGCCAGCUUCAAGUGGUCAAGGUCUGCAGAUAAGUGCUCAAUUAUCCCGGAAAGAUGGACAAGUAUUCUACAAUAUGCUCUUUGAGAACAACUCACAGACGGUACUUGAUGGUUUCAUGAUUCAGUUCAACAAGAACACAUUCGGCCUUGCAGCUGCUGGACCUCUUCAGAUUCCGCCUUUGCAACCUGGAACGUCUGCCAGGACAAUGCUACCUAUGGUCUUGUUCCAGAACAUGUCUGCUGGGCCUCCAAGCUCGCUAUUACAAGUCGCUGUCAAAAACAAUCAGCAGCCUGUUUGGUACUUCACCGAUAAGAUUAUACUUCAUGCUCUUUUCGGUGAAGACGGUAGAAUGGAACGUGGAACCUUCCUUGAGACAUGGAGGUCGUUACCGGACUCGAAUGAAGUCCAGAAAGACUUCCCCGGGAUCACCAUCACAAGCGUUGAAUCGACUAUUGAUUUGCUCACAGCAUUCAACAUGUUCUUCAUAGCAAAACGCAAGAACGGGAACCAAGACGUGAUCUACUUAUCAGCAAAAGAUCCACGAGAUGUUCCGUUUUUGAUCGAGCUCACUGCAAUGGUGGGCCAACCAGGUCUCAAAUGCGCAGUGAAAACUCCCACUCCCGAGAUUGCACCUGUCUUCUUCGAAGCUUUGGAGCUUCUCUUCAAGGCUUGAUGAUUAACAUUGUUGUCAAAAGGCUAAAACCAGACCUGCAAGGUUUCAGAUUCUUUGUUGUUUCGUUAUAUCCCGCCUUUUUUUUCUUCGUCUGAGUUUAGUGUAUGUAAUAAAUCCCAUGUUUGUGU
This is a messenger RNA of Arabidopsis arenosa, 2891 nucleotides long. The record is from the annotation of a GenBank genome assembly. Lineage: Eukaryota; Viridiplantae; Streptophyta; Magnoliopsida; Brassicales; Brassicaceae.